Molecule: messenger RNA, 3965 nt
Organism: Quercus robur (English oak)
Lineage: Eukaryota; Viridiplantae; Streptophyta; Magnoliopsida; Fagales; Fagaceae
Exons: 2
Coding region: 219-1424 (401 amino acids)
Biological process (GO): chloroplast organization; regulation of DNA-templated transcription
Cellular component (GO): chloroplast
Molecular function (GO): double-stranded DNA binding
Source: RefSeq, a predicted model, not a curated record
CUACAUGGACAGUUCCUCCAGCUCAGCUGCUGGCACAAACCCAAAACCGACCCUAACGUGCUUGAAUUGUUAGAUAGCAAAAUUGUUUCAAACCUUGGCCAACUAACAAAAUAGGUUACUUUUUUUGGUUAUAUCUGAAAAAAUGCCACUAACUACUCGCUGAAGAAUUAUUCAGAUAACCAACCCAGUUUGUCUGAGGCAAACUCGGUGAGUCAAUUAUGUUUAGCUUUCACUCUUUCAGACAGCUACUAUUGCUCAAACAUAAGAUGACCCAACUGGGUUUUCUUCAGCAAAAUGCUUUCUUUAUUGUGAAAUCGUAUGCAUCAACAGGUUUUUCUGAAUCAAAACACCAACAAUGGCAACAAGAAAAGCAUUCUUUUACAUUGUCUUACCUCAUAAACUCUUGUGGGUUGUCCUCAAAAUCUGCUAUUUUAGCAUCACAGAAGGUACAAUUGGGAAACCCAGAUCGACCAGACUCAGUGCUUAGUCUUCUCAAAGAGCAUGGGUUUACCAAUAUCCAAAUCGCCAAACUUGUCAGAACGCACCCAACGUUGCUUUUAUCUGAUCCUGGGAAGACCCUUUUGCCCAAAAUUGAAUUUUUCCUUUCUAAGGUAGGGGUUUCAAGCUCUGACCUCACUCGGAUUCUCACUUCAAGUCCUUUACUAUUGGUUAGGAGUUUAGAAAACCAUCUUAUCCCCUGCUAUAAUUUCCUCAAGAGUGUACUUGUGGUGGACGAGAAAGUUAUUACAACUUUGAAGCGGUCACAGCUUUCUUUUCUAUUUGAUGUAACUAAUAAUAUGGUUCCAAAUAUUGCACUUCUGAGAGAAUUUGGAGUACCUGAAUCAGCCAUCUCUUUCUUGGUGACCAAUUUUCCGGGUAGUGCGUUCAUUAAACAUGCUAAGUUUGUUGAGGCUGUCCAUGAGGUUAAGGAAAUGGGAUUUGAUCCUUCGAAAUUGGUAUUUGUCCUAGCAAUCCAGGUGAUUUUGAAGAUGAAGAAGCCAAUGUGGGAAUCUAAAUUGGAAGUUUAUAAGAGGUGGGGUUGGUCCAAGGAUGUAGCUCUGUUAGCAUUUAGAAGGAAUCCAAAUUUUGUGCUUUUUUCAGAAGAGAAGAUCACAAAAACAAUGGACUUCCUUGUACACAAAAUGGGUUGGCCGUCAGCAGACAUUGCUAAAAAUCCUUCAGUUCUAGGUUUAAGCUUGGAGAAGAGGAUUAUCCCUAGGUGUUCAGUUGUUCAAGUUUUGUUAGCCAAGGAUUUGAUCAAGAAUAAGUUCUCCUCAGCAACCUUUUUACUACCUAGCGAGAAGUGUUUUUUGGAAAAGUUUGUGAUUAAAUUUCAGGCCAAUGUUCCUCAAUUGUUGGAUGUGUAUCAAGGUAAGAUGGAUCUUCUGGAUGUAGGAAUUCAAUCGGAGAAGGUGCCUCUUUGAAAACUUUACUAGUUGGGAUUUGACCUGUUAACUUGUUAUAAGAAAAAUCAACAGAGGUGGAGAUUAGACUAACCAUGCUGAUAAAUGACGCGGGGAUUUCCCCUGAGAGCUGGUUAUGUGAAAUGUUAAGGCUCUCCAAAUGUGUAUGCUUCGCAAGGUUUGAAGGAAUCAUUCCUGAGAGUGAAUUGCUGCUGAGGUCUAACAAGACACUCAAUGCAAUUAAGUUACCAAGUUCGGAUGGUAUUUCACCCGAUAGGUUAUUGUUGCUCAAGUCCAAGCUCAAUAAGCUAUCACAAUUCUCAAGCUCUUUUGGUAUGUUACCAGUCAAUUUGUUCUCCGACAAAUCAAGUCCCUGAAGCUGACCCAAACUUCCUAGACGCUGAGGAAUCUCUCCUGUCAGAUGAUUCUUGCUCAGAUUGAGCUUGUACAGGCUUAGAUUUCCCAGUUCACUUGGAAUUUUCCCAGACAAUUCAUUCGAGUCUAGAAUUAAAGAGUGCAAUUGAGUCAAAUUCCCAAGCUCAGCUGGAAUUUCACCUGAAAUUCUGUUUCUUCCCAUCUCUAAAGUGGUUAGAGAUUCACAUUUUGCCCACUCUGGUGAAAUUUUGCCAAUAAAUUGAUUGUCAUUAAGAGAAAUGAAAUAAAGAUUUGGAUGAACCCCAAAUGCAUUUGUGAUGUUGCCAUUGAAGUUGUUCCCAUCAAAUCGCACCCUCUCUAGUAGCGAACAAUUUCUCAAGCACUCAGGCAAUGGACCUGUGAAGUUGUUAUUAUUCACUGUGAAUAGUUUAAGAAGGAAGCCGCUACACAAUUCAGGUGGCAAUUCUCCUGAGAAGCUGCUGUUCGAAAAGCUAACACUGCUUAGAGAAGGACUAAAUUUCCCAAAGUCACUUGGAAUAUUACCCGAGAAGUUAUUGGUGAAAAGAGAGAUGCUCUGCAAAUUAAUGAGGCGAGAGAUGGUAUUUGGCAAUUCCCCGUAUAGCUGGUUAGUGCUGAGAUCAAUAAUCUGCAGCGAAGUCAUAUUUCCAAUUGCUGGUGGGAUUGUGCCAGUGAGAUUGUUUGAGAAAAGUUGUAAGAUCUGAAGGUUUGUGAGGUUCCACAGUGCUAGAGGAAUUGGACCAGACAGGCGGUUGUUUGAUAGGUCUAGUUUUGUCAAAUCUUUCAAGUUACCUACCUCAGAGGGAAUUGAACCUGUGAACGUAUUAUUGAACAGAAAGAGAAGAUUGAGCUUGGUCAACAGGCCAAUUUCCAGUGGAAUUUUGCCAGUGAAAAGAUUGUUCUGAAGCUGCAAAGAGGUUAAUUCUGUCCAGUUGCUGAGAAAGUAAGGUGAGAUCUCACCGGAAAGGCUAUUUUCAGAUAAACCCAAGUUGGAAACUUUGGUCAAGUUGGUUAAAGAUAGAGGAACUUCCCCAGUGAGUGAAUUGGUAGCCAGGGCCAAGUCGGUGAGUUUAGUACAAAAGCCUAGCUCAGAAGGAAUUGUAGAAUUCAAGGAAUUCCAUCUAGUAUCAAGAUACGAGAGCUCUGUCAACUGACCAAUUGAAGAAGGAAUUUUCCCUUCAAAUGAAUUGUUGUACAGUUCUACAACUUGAAGAUUGGACAUUGACCCAAUUUCUUCAGGAAUUACACCACUGAACUUGUUUCGUCCUAGACGAAGAUCUAUGAGUUUGGAAAGCUUGGUAAUGUUUGGGGACACUGGUCCCUGGAACAAAUUGGCAGUUAGAUUAAGGUACUCAAGCUUGUCAAGAUUGGUAAAUACCAUUUCUGGUACUGUUCCAUUCAACUGAUUCUGGGCCAAAUUCAAGUAAGUCAAGUUUUGGCAAUAAAGUAUAAAUACUGGGAACCCAGAAGUGAGCUGAUUAUAACCAAAGCUAAGCCAGGUCAACAAAGGCAUGGUCAAGAACUUAGACCAGUCAGGUGUUUCUAAGUAGUUUGAUUCAAGGUCUAAGUGCCAUACCUUUUGAAGAUUUCUGAACUGAUAGGGAAUUGUACCAGUAAGAUAGUUGUUGAGGAAGCUUACGUAUUGGAGCUUUGUUAACUGGCCUAUUUCCGAAGGUAUAGGUCCGCUGAGAUUGUUGUUGCUGAGGUCAAAGCGAGUGACAUCAAGAAAUGGAGUGAAGUUGAACUGGGCUAGUGUUCCAUUGAGUUUGGCGCCAGAGAUGAUUAUUUCGGAGACUGCUCUGGUUGAGUCACAGACAAUGCCAUUCCAUUUGCAAAGGUUGGUAAGGUUGGUAAAGGACCAUGAACUGAGAAAAGAAGAAGGGAGGAGGCUGUUUUUCCAUUGGAUAAGAGCUCCUGCUUGUGUUGCAGGUGAUGCUAUGGUCUUUAGUGAAAGUAAGGAGAGCAAGAAAAUGUGAAGGAGAAGAAGAGGAGACUUUAGAAUUUUUGCCAUGCUUGGUUUUUUUGUUUCACAUGCCAUGCCUCAUGAUCUAGUUUACUUUUAAUAGCAAAGAGAGGUGGAGAUAUUUCCAGUGGUAUGGAAGUGAAACUUUUGGCAUCUCAGUACACAUGUUAGAAGUCCUUAAAUUCCACGAAAGAAUGUUCAAAUCA